AUGCCUUUAGAGCAGUCCGCGCACCUACCAAGUAAUAAAUUGAAGAAAUCUAGUAAGGUUCGAGUAAUAUCAGAUGUCAGAAUAACCAGAUCAGAACCAGCUUUGAAGAAACGUUCUCUAGAAGCACAUCAUCCACCGAAAAAGUUGUUAAAGAAAUGUAUUACCGAUGUUGAAACUGAUCCCAUUGUUAUCGAAGAUGCUUCUCAGUCCGAAAAACAGAAAAUAGUAUCGCCUAUUACAGAAGAUAGAUUAUCGCCCGACUUGCUAGAAGUAUCAUCAAAGGAGAAGGUUACUACUACUGAUGCGGUCAUCGUAGAGGAUUCUCCUAAUCCUGAAGUGCAUAAAAAAGCAACGUUAGUUGUUACAGUUGCUCAAGUACAUACAUCAUAUCAGGGAACAUCAAGAAUCCCCUUUGCUGAAAAUGAAUUAGAUGAAUGUCUUAAACAGAAAAACGUUCUGCCAAAUGAUUCUGGAAAUGGCCCAGCACCAAUCUUUCCAAAUAAGUCAACGGAUAAACAUAUUACUGAGCCUGAUUUAACAAUCAUAGCACACAAACAGAAUCAACCAUCGUCAAGCGAUACUGAUUCUGAUGUAACCUUCAUAGACAAUGCUCCUACAUGUCAUUCACAGGAAAAAAUACAGGGUAUAACAAAAAAGUCCACUACUGAUACUGACUCAGAUGUAAUGAUUGUAGAGGGCAAUUCUGAGAACGAUGUAAUAUAUUUAGAAGACACCUACAGGUCUGACAAACAGGAUAAAGUUUCAUUAUUUGAUUCUGAUCCAGAUCUAACCUUCAUAGAAGAUCCUUCUGCGUCUUGUGUGCGAAGAGAACCAACGUCAAGAGACGAUCAAAAUCAAGAUGUGCCACAAAAUAUAUCAACAGUCGUAUUCACAGAAAGUACUAAGACUAAUAAACAGAAAAAAGCGUCGCGAACUGAAGCUGAAGGUAUCCAACCACCUGGUUGUUCAGGGGGGUCCUCAGGAAAUCAACCUAUUCAGUCGGAUAUAAUAACUAUUGAGGACACCUCUAGGCCUGAUGCUCAGAACAGACCAUCCCUUGAUACAGAAGCUGCGUUAUCAUUUGACUUAACAGAUUCUGACAAUGUUGUUAUCUUAGAGGAUUCGACUGAACGUAACAGUCUUUCGGUCCAACUUGAACGACUUGAAGAACAUUUGACCACUUCAGAUCAUCAAGAUUCUGUCGUGUUCAGACGAAGUGAUAGUUCUGGUAUUACAAAAAAGACGAAAAGUGCUAUCAGCACCAACCCUAAACAAGGCUCCAUUAGAGUUGCGAGCUUUGCAGCACAUUCAUCUCAGUCUACCAAAGUGGCUGCACCAAAGAUUAUCGUGACUCCUGCUAGUCCAGUUACAUUUGUAGCAUCUCCUCCAGGAAGACCAAUGCCUGCAGCUACACCUCGUUCUACUUUAGCUCCACCAAAUCAAUCGCCCUUUGUUAGAUUAACAAGGCUUCCAACUGCUAUUACAUCACAACAGGCUACACCGUUUCGUGGUCCCAGCCCUGUAAUGCGUUUUAUGCCAUUUGCAGCUCCUGUACCGCCGUAUCAUUUUCAGCAGCGAUGGGUACCUGGACAAGGAAUUCCUUCGCAGAUGAAUGCGUUACACAGAAUUCCAUUUAGAACUCCGAUGCCUCGUCCGUUCAUGCCCGGAAGUUCUACAGAUCCUGCGUUAUUAAGGGCGAUGAGCAUGUCUCGCAGACCGCAGUAG
Acanthoscelides obtectus is the source of this 1725-nucleotide messenger RNA. The record is from the annotation of a GenBank genome assembly. Lineage: Eukaryota; Metazoa; Arthropoda; Insecta; Coleoptera; Chrysomelidae.